AUGGAGAGGAAGAGGAAACUGCCCGCAAGGGCUGCUGCGCGCGUCGAGCACAUUGCGAAGAAGCGCACCGUCACCCCUCCCGAGCAUCGAUCCGUCACCCCAGUUGCAGCUCCCGUCGAGGAGCCCCCGCCGCCGGCACUGCCCAAAUCGAUCCAGCCCGGAAAGCCUUUGCCCACCGUCGAGGACCCCCAACCUGAUGAUCUUCCCAAUAAGGACUACCAGUCGUUUCAGGAGAGAUGCUACAGCGGUGUUAUGGCCGAGUCCCUUGCACGGUCGCGGCAUAGAUGGAUGGCCGAGGGCAUGUUCGAGAAGUACUGGACCAAGCCGUUGAGGAGGAAGGGCGCGACCGAGGAUCCCAAGAACCCGGCCAAAGAUACCAUGAGCAAGAUCGGCCAGGUGCAAAUUACCAUUGAGCCGCACGUCUUUGAGGCCACCAUGUGGGCUAUUAAGGACCCGAAGCCGCCUGCGCCCACUGCCCAGGCAACGUUCCGGCCAAUUCUGCAGUAUGGGCCCCCAAAUGGUGCCAUGCCGCCUCCUCCCACCCCAGCGACAACGAAUGCAAACCCUCCUAUUGCGCCAGCCGAGUCGAAGCCGACGCCGCCAGCCCCGACACCAGCUUCUCACUCGCCUGCACCCCAGCAAGCGCCAUCGAGAGCACCGUCUGCGCCGGCAACUGAGCCCCCCAAGCCAAUUCCUUCACCAAGGACUUUGGACGCUGCACGACCUGCAGUCGCGACACCACCUCCUCCCAGGCCAAUGGCUCCCGGAGCACCAGUUGCAGCGCCUGGGCAAGGACCAGUGCCUGCGCCAGGCACUCCGUCACACCUUCCCGGUCAGCCUGGCCCGUCACAUUCUAUGCCAAACUCACGACCAGCAAGCGCAACUCCGACGCCGGCAGCAGGAGCUGCAAAACCUGCGGCUCCCAAGCCUCAAGGCACCGACCCUAUCAUUAUGACGUUGGCCGAAAAGGCGUCAGAGGAUCCUAUGCUCCGCGAUCUAAUGAAGCGAGUUGCGGCAGGAGAAGCAAAGCCCGAUGAGCUUACUAAUUUCCAAAAGAUUAUUGACCAAAUUACGGUUGAGUAUAAGAGAAAGGGAGGCCAGCAGGGACCUUCAGCAGACAGAUUACUUGUCGACGGAAGGACCGUCAAGUACUUUGCUGAUGAGGUGCGCACCAUCCUGGACAUCGUGCUCUCAACGAACCCGCGCCAGAAGUCGAGCGAGUUGCUUCCCCCUCGGGGCAGUGAUCCUUUGGUAGUUGCGUUGGUGAGAUCGGCCUUGGACGAUAACAAAGUACGCACGAUGAUACGACGGAUAGCCGAGAACCAGCCGGGGUUCACCGACGCGACAGACCUGAAGGCAGUGCUUGACAAAUUGCACAAGGAACUCAAGGGCGGUCAAACUCCCCAGCCUCAACCAUCAACCCCGCAGACUCCAGUGAACGGCGUCCCGAACGGGCAUCCCCCAAAACCGGCCACAGCCCCUGUGCCUUCGCCGAAGCCAGCGCCGGCGGCAUCGCCCGCACCUCAAUUACAGCAUCCUCCGCAGCAGGCUUUGCGUUCCAAGGGUCCACCGCAGCCAGUGCGACCUGAGAUCUCAGGCGUCUGUCUGGACUUCACCGGCGGGAAUGGCGAUCGUUACCUAUUCCCAAAGUACAGCAUCCUGGAGUAUCUGCCAGGUGGUCAGCAGGUGGUUGCCUCAUUCUUGAUUGUCCGCAAGGGCAGCCAACUGGAGUACGGAGGAGACGCCAAGCUCGACUACUACCAACCCGUCACCAUCAGAAUAUUUUCCCCCUCUGGACGAAACCUCGACUAUCUUCAGAGAGUCGUCGCACCCCCUGACGAGGUCAGACGGUACAUGGAUGAUGUUAUGGACAACAUGACGCGGGCAGAAUACGUGCUCUUGGCCAUGCGCCUGCCUCGAGGCGAGCGUGAACCCGAGAAGGACGACAACGGCAAGGAAAUCGCCGCGCCACCAUCAAGACCCGAGUCCACGGCUCCUGAUGCCCCGGCCCCUAAGCAGCAGUCGGUGAUGUGGGGCCCCAUCACGUCCAAGUUUAUUCAAAAAUUCAACAAAAAGUGGUUUGAAGAGUGGAGGAAGCGAGAGAAGCAGCCAGCCGGCACGACAAAGUCUGACGAAAUCUUCAGAGAGGCUUGCCAGGCGAUUGGCCGCGAUCCUCUGGACAAGGAUAUAGAGUACGAGAAGAUGAUUGAGCUCCUGGCAGCAAAGGACUCGGAGUCGUCAUCCUCUUGA
Molecule: messenger RNA, 2250 nt
Organism: Colletotrichum chrysophilum
Lineage: Eukaryota; Fungi; Ascomycota; Sordariomycetes; Glomerellales; Glomerellaceae
Exons: 2
Coding region: 1-2250 (749 amino acids)
Biological process (GO): chromatin remodeling
Cellular component (GO): Swr1 complex
Molecular function (GO): ATP-dependent H2AZ histone chaperone activity
Source: RefSeq, a predicted model, not a curated record